UUUUAUUUUACCCAACUGAAGUCCCUUUAUGCUCAGAACGCAGGAGGUGUCUCCAGUCUCGACUUCACUUCUCAUUCGCCUUCGGCAGAUUCAUCGGCCACCACCUCUAUUCCUCUUGUCAGCGUGCCACUUGAGCCAAAAAAUGUCAAUAUUACCGUACCUAUUGAUACUCAGUCUUCAUCUGGAGUUGUAAGCCUCUCUGUGCCUGUCCCAGUGACUGAUAUAAAUGUGGAUGGUCCAUCGGCGCCUGUUGCCGUUUAUAUUGGUGAUUCCGCUACUGCUGCUUCUUCUGUCGACAACACUGAUGGAUCUGUCCCCGUUGGCGGCAUAAAUAAGAGUGAUAAUGGUGUGGGUUUGAAUACUGAGCUGAGUGGAGGGAUUUUGUCUCGUGGUUCUGAUGUCGACAUGCUGGAUGCGUUACGCGAAAACUCUCGGCCAGAGGCGGUGUUUGCGUUUCCACCAGUCUCUCGACUGACUCUCAAUUUUAUCUCGCCCGAACUUGAAACUGCAUAUCGCCGAUCCGGUCUCGCUCGUCCUCGGCCAAGCAACAAUGCAGCUGCAGCUGGUGGUUCUGGUAGAGAUGGCGGUGGGGCCAUCGGCUGCAGUGUUGUCAAGUUAACUUGGGCUACAUCGCGCAUCACACCGCUUAUCAACCUCACUACUAAUUCUGUCUUUUUCUUGUGCAUAUUUGCUUGUUGCUUAACCGCUUAUCCCAGUAUUCGCACUACUGGCUCUGUCGUCUUUUUCCUUUUGAGUAGUCUCGGCUUUUUCUCUUUACUAGCUUUGUUCACCGUAAUCCUAGCUGACAUGUCAUUCUGGAUCGGUACCACUUCGGCUGCCCAUCUUUGCCACCGCCGCGAACGACGUCAAAAUAUUGAAAAAGCGAAGACGAGCAGUCCAAUCGUUUCUACGUUUCAGCGGCGUGCUGUAGCUGCGUAUAGAGCUUUGUUCCGUUGGCGUACUCGCAACCUCAUCGGAGCUCUUGUUCUAUUUCUGCCUUCCUCACUCGUGCUGGCAAGCUUUCGCCCUUGCCUCUUUCAAAGUCAAGUUUGGGCGAACGAAACGGCUCUUGAUCUGGCCUCGAUUAUGGUGAAAAAUAAGAGUGUAUUGAGUAGCUCCAUUUACCUUACAAACGAUCACCUCCUGCCUACCCUUUCUGUUGUCGCAGGCUACCGUACCAUUACUGGCCUGUUUUGUUGUUUCAUGUUGUUCAACUUUACCCUAUUUACUAUGUACUCCUCAUGGACAAAGUCGCUUUCAGCUAGCUUUACUGGCCUGCUUGGAAUUAUUCUGCUUCAUUGGCCCAUCCAGCCGCCGCACGCUUGUUCUGAAGCUCUCGAAUCUGCCGAGUGGGCUGGUCGCCUCUUCCGCCUACAAUAUAACGACCAUCUGAGUAGCCAACUGCCCGCCUGGGUAAUGCCUGCGGCUCUUAAUGAGAUCACCUGGGAGCUAUCUGUGAUCCUAGUUCUUAGCCUUGCUCUUGUAUGGGCACUCAAUCGCGAGUUCGAUGUCAGUUUCAGAGUCAGCUUUAACCGGGACUCGGAGGCACGUUGCGCAAGGCUUGCCAUUAGUCGUGAAAAGAUUCAAGCUGAAUGGUUGCUGGAAAAUAUCAUUCCCGUCUAUAUCAUGGAUAGUCUUCGUCUAACCAACAAGUACUCUCAACAUAUCGACGAUGCCGGAGUGGUAUUUGCAACCAUUUCUAACUUCUCCGAAUUCUAUGAUGAACAGUAUCAGGGUGGACAGGAGAUGUUGCGUGUGCUGAAUGAGAUAUUUGCCGACUUUGAGCACCAGCUUGUUGCCUCACCGCGUUAUAAAGGCGUGGAGAAGAUAAAGACUAUCGGCGCUUGCUUCAUGGCCGCCUCCGGUCUUAACCUUGCUGAGAGGGCACACAACCGCCGGCCGGGGACGCAUCUUUGUGCUCUAAUGGACUUCGCAAUGAAUUUGAUCACCACUCUGGAAGAAUUCAAUCGGCAGAUGUUCAGCUUCAAAUUUGAGCUUAAAGUAGGUUACAACAUCGGUGAAGUAACCGCCGGUGUGAUCGGUACUACAAAGCUGCUCUACGACAUCUGGGGCGAUACAGUGAACGUAGCUAGCAGAAUGUACUCCACCGGACAGAAGGGCCGUAUCCAAGUUACACAAGCGGUGGCCGAAAGACUACAGCCUUGGUAUGCAUUCGAAUAUCGCGGUGAGGUCUUUGUAAAGGGCAAGGGGAACAUGAAAACUUACCUGCUGGUGGGCAAGAGGCCACAUCAGAGCUCCAAUGCUCUGACCUCUCUUGCUGGGUCCACAGACACUAGCACUGGUCGAUGA
This is a messenger RNA of Protopolystoma xenopodis, 2310 nucleotides long. The record is from the annotation of a GenBank genome assembly. Lineage: Eukaryota; Metazoa; Platyhelminthes; Monogenea; Polystomatidea; Polystomatidae.